AUGUAAAACGCUUAAAAGCUCAAAAAACAAUCGACUUUCAUCCAAAUUAAGUGAAUAUUAUGUGAAAACACCGAAAAAAUAAUGUGUUCAAAAGAAUUAAACAACUGCGUUUAUAGAAAAGACCAUUUAGUGCCAAUAUACGAAAAAAAUCGUUAUUUGGAAGAUCGAAAGCUUAAUAUUGCCAUUUGCGACUUCCAGGAUAGAGAUGUUUUGCAAGUAAAAGUAAGGGACCAAUCAGAUUUCUCCUUUAAUUAUUUUGAGGACAUGGAUAUGGGCGAUUUUGAAGUAAUGAGGAACAGCCAAAAUUUGGAUAUAAAUUUUUUGGAAUUUAAGACCGAUUUAAUCGAUAUGUUGAAUCAACAUCAAAAAGAUGAAAUGCACCUAAAAGUCGAAUUAUCCCAGAACAAAUGCACACUGGUAUUUUACGGAAAAUCCAAAAUAAAAAUCAUUGUGUAUUUAACAGUUGAUCUAAAGUUAACAAACCAAAAAGAAAUUUUCAGUGAGAUGAAUAAUAAUUUAAAACAGUUGCAAGAAAUAAAUGAAAGAUUAAAAUGGCAAUUAUCACAAAGCAAGUCAACAAUAAAAGAUAAGGAAAAACAAAUAUUAGAAACAAUGCAACUUAAGAAGAAUAUAGAGCAGGAAUUCUUGAAUCACCUCAGCAAGGUGGAAUCUUUCUUCAAUAACAAAAUUUGUGAAAUACGUGAUAAUCUUCUUACAAAGUUAACUCUAAACCAAAAAAGGUUAUCAAAGUUGUUUAAUGAUCUUCAAACAGUUAAAAGUGAGUCGAUUUUGAAAUCAGAUUCAAGCCAAAGGCUGUUAAAAACAAUGGAAAGUCUUAGGAUAGAGACUAUAGAAAAUGCCACUAUUAUAAAUGAGUUAAAAACUGAAAAUAGUGCCUUAAUAUCAGCGAAAAAUACGUACGAUAAAAUUAUAAACGAUCUUAACUCAAAAAUACAGGAUUUGGAUAAAGUUAACUCGAUUUUGCAGAGCAAAAAUGAAGAGUUAAGAGACGAUUUAGAGAAAGUUUCUGUCAUAAUAGCUCAAAAAAAAGAGACCAAUGAUGAGCUAGCACGUGAUUUAGUUCAGGCCAAUCAGAUGUUGGUUAAUUUCAACAACCACUAUGAUAAAAAAGUUAAACAGAUUGAAGACCUAAAUAACGCGUUAAUGUUAAAAGAUCAAUACAUUCAAGAACAACGAGUUAAAACCAAUGAGCUUUUAAAUGAAUUUGAGGAGUAUAAAACAAAAUUCAGCAAUGAAGAAUUCAUAAAUUUAAAACACGAAAAUACUUUGAAAAAUAACAAAAUCACGGAACUGGAAAAUACCGUUAGAAAACUAAACAAAAUGAAUAACAUUUUGACGCAAAAAGUUUCAGGACAAAUGCCAUUUAAUCACUAAAAACGCUAAAAUAGCUAUUUUUAAUUUUUAAAAUUCUUUUAUUUUUGUUAGUUUGUUGCUUUAAUUUUGAUUUCUAAAAUUUUAUUUUUAUUAAUAA
Brassicogethes aeneus is the source of this 1492-nucleotide messenger RNA. The record is from the annotation of a GenBank genome assembly. Lineage: Eukaryota; Metazoa; Arthropoda; Insecta; Coleoptera; Nitidulidae.